This is a messenger RNA of Paramuricea clavata, 1471 nucleotides long. The record is from the annotation of a GenBank genome assembly. NCBI's taxonomy places the organism in Eukaryota, Metazoa, Cnidaria, Anthozoa, Malacalcyonacea, Plexauridae.
AUGUCUGGAGAAAAAAAUACCAACUUUAAGGCAAUGAGCGUAGCGGCGAUAAAGAAAUAUUUGCAAGAGCGUGGCGUAAGUGUAAAUGGCUAUCUAAAGCCUGGUCUGGUCGAACUCGCAGUUGCAGUUGAAAAGAUGAUGUUACCCCUCGAUCCCAACUUCGAAAGGGUAAAUGAUACGUAUACAAUGAAACAAAAAUUAAAUAUUCAUGAUAUUCAGAUUGGCGAUCCCUUUACAAUGAAGACAAUAAACGAUUUUAUUGACUCUCCACCGUUUGGACUAUACGACAUUUUUAACCACCUGAUAUAUCAUGCCACUGAAUAUGACAAACAAGGCCUAGCUGCUUACAAGUCGUUUGAAGACUACCGGCUCUUUCAAGAUGGUUAUGUACGUUCUUUGGAAACAUUAACUUUAAAAGAAGCUGGGGUACAUGUAUAUAUUGGCCAAGUUCAACCAACCAUGCGAGCAAAAACCGAUGAUGGAAAAGACUGUUAUUCCUUGUGGUUUAUUCUGGAAGGUCGAGGGGCAAACAGAGGAAGUGUGCUGGAUGCAUUUUGUAAAUGUAAGGGUGGUAGGGACGGGGGUUGCAAACACAUUUCAGCUGCAAUGUACUCUUUGGAGGCACUGUUAAACCCAGAUGGAGAUAAAAGUGUGACCAGUGGUCCUUGCUUGUGGAUGCCGAAACCACAAUCAUGCAGUGAGCCUUGUUCGGUAGAUCAACUGUUGAUUUCCAAAAGCAAGCCACCAGCAAGUAAGGAGAGAAAAAGAACAUACACAUGGUUGCAAAACAUUGACUUUGAUCCACGAAACCCUAAACAUCGCAAAGUCUCAUCUAUAAAGGAACGAGUAUUGUUUACAAAAAGACUCAGUGCUGUAGAGGAUUCAAAAUGUAAUAUUAAUCUCAGCAGUGUCAGUGAUUCUCCAUCACCAGGUAAACCAGUUAUACUGCCACUUCUGAGGAAGUUAUAUUUAAAGCAACAUGAUUCUCGCAUUGUGGCCAAUAAUGGUAAAUGCAAUCGUGAAAAUAAUAAUUCUACAGGUUUGAGUCGUGUUCAGUCCCAGGUUGGAAUUUUAGUACAAAAAAUAGAAACUUACAUAAAAAAAACAACUGAACAUAGCCCUGAAAAGUUUUUAAAAGAUCUAACAUUCAGUAAUGAAGAAAUAGAGCAUGUUGAAGAAGUUACCAGAGAUCAGUGGCAGUGUGAUGAUUGGUAUAUGCACAAAGUUGGUUUUAUUACUGCAUCAAAGUGCAAAGAUGUUUGUUCUCGGCAAACAACAUUGGAAAAGAAGAAUGUUACUGUUACUGCUCUUGCAAAAACAAUUGUAACUGGACAAGCAACCAAAGUUAGAGCAGUUGCAGACAACCCACAGAAUCCACGUGAUUGGGGAUUGAAACAUGAAGAUUCAGCCAGAAAUUCAUAUUUACGUGUACAAAAACAUUUGCACUAUAAAGUUAAACUGGUCAAAAGGG